AUGGAAGGAAUCCAAGAAAAUAAGGAAGUGAUAAGGGAAGAUGUUCCAUCUGAUCAGCCUUAUAAGGGCUUUACUUAUCAACGUGCUGGUGGUUCGACUGGUCAGACCUCAGACGUGCCAUUUUCGUUUUAUGAUCUUCACUAUUCACCAAGAUUCAUAAAUGAAUCGAAAUUUAAACGUUAUAAAACGAAACUUGAUGGACUCGGAAAUGCUAUGACAAUAAGAACCCUUCAGGAAGGGAGAAGAAAUACUAUAAAUGCACCGUGGAAUCAUAAUGUUCCUGACACAGGUGAUUCUGAAGAUGAUCAAGGCAAGAACAGAAAUACGAAUAAAGCGCCAAAGGGUCGUGUAACACAACGAGUUGGAAUGUUUAGAAACGCUAAACAGUCUCAAAUAAUUUAUAACAACGUAUCUACAGCGGUUCGCAAAAUGGUUGAUCGCGACAUUGAAGAGUUAGUUGCACCAGAAUCGGAAGUUCAAUGGGCUCCAAACAUCCCCAAUAUGAACACUGUGGCGGCUAGCUAUAGAAAUAGGAAUGAAGAGUAUAUGGACAAAGAAGGUCCUAUAAAUCAAGGGCCUAUCCAUAGGCGAAUUAAGAGAAAAGAUGAGUACCUCCAGGAAGAUGUUAUGGAUGCUCUUUCUAAGAGAAAGAGAUAUGCCGAAUUGGUCAAAGACUUGAGCUUGGGUCCCUCGAACGAUCCCGGCUGUUUUAGACUGCAACCCAGUGACUUUGUGUUUUCUACUCCUGUAAGGCCAGCAUGUGUUGCGAGUGAUGAGAAUUACUAUCAUGUUGAUUCCAAUAACAACACUUGUAACAGUAAUAACAACAUUAAUAAGAAUGUGGAUAGCACAGAGAAACUGCCUUAUCCCUCAGAACUUCUGUCAAAACGGAUGUUGACAACUUUACCAACUCUAUGCUUGAGAGAUGAUGAAAGAAAAGAUUAUGACACUACGGCACUUAAUAUGAUGACAGAAAGCAUACGGAGAAGUGCUACUAGUUCAUCUUCCGAAAGCAAAAUGUUAACUUCCUUUAUGAACAAAACACAAGCUAUGAACAUCAGUUGUGAUGAAAGUCGAGAUUUCGUUAAUGACCCAGAGGCAAAUCAGCAUGAAUUUUUGAUCCCAACAACUCCCACAGCCGGAUCGUCUAGCCCCCCAUCGACUCCUCCAUUGGAAAGAGAGUUUAAUCAAACAAUAGUAUUCCCUGUGUUCAAUGCAGAAUGUAAUGAAAUUUUGACUCCUAGAGUUGUCCCAGCUAAUCGACCGGUCGAAACAUACCAAGAUAUUCCCAACGCUGAGGCUGUUGAUGGAGUUCAGGGAGAAAUCCUAUAUUCAUAUGAUGAAUUGGAAGAAAAGCAGCUGGCCGAGUCCCAUUAUGCAACUGAAGCUGUAGCCAAUUUUUGGCCUUUUGAAGAAGAAAGUACCAGCGGGCAAGAGACCGAGCCUGAAAAUGGCUAUAACUGGAUGAACGCAUGGGAAGAGAAAAGCUCAUUCUUUUGA
Molecule: messenger RNA, 1500 nt
Organism: Auanema sp. JU1783
Lineage: Eukaryota; Metazoa; Nematoda; Chromadorea; Rhabditida; Rhabditidae
Source: the annotation of a GenBank genome assembly